Messenger RNA from Gopherus evgoodei (Goodes thornscrub tortoise), 2953 nucleotides. Its product is annotated as oocyte zinc finger protein XlCOF6.1-like. The transcript is spliced from 4 exons. Gene Ontology annotation, cellular component: nucleus. Gene Ontology annotation, biological process: regulation of transcription by RNA polymerase II. NCBI's taxonomy places the organism in Eukaryota, Metazoa, Chordata, Testudines, Testudinidae. Gene Ontology annotation, molecular function: RNA polymerase II cis-regulatory region sequence-specific DNA binding; DNA-binding transcription factor activity, RNA polymerase II-specific. The record is from RefSeq and is a predicted model, not a curated record. The coding region runs from base 400 to 2049 and encodes 549 amino acids.
GCUGCCUGUCAGUGUGAGGAAAACCCCCGGUCCAGGGGAGUGGAGACUGGGGGGGAUCCCCUCCCCCCGGGCUGGAGGAGCCCAGUCAGCCCCCAAGGCCAGGCCGGUCUCUGGGUUCCAGGGGCGCUGGCAGUUCUCUCAGCACCUGUCUCAGGACACUCGUGUUUCUCUGAAAUCCCCAGCUCCUGGGUCUGUGUCUGGGCAGCCCGGCUUUGGGGAAAGAAGCCUGACCCCAGAGCCCCUUGACAGCUGGGACGGCGGGUGAGAUGCCCCUGGGCAGGGUGGUUUUAAUGUCUACUGGCUUGGGGCCUGCGGCUCAGGCCAUGAUAUCAGUGGGGGCUUUGCUCCAGCCUUGCCCGGGGAAGCAGCCGGGGUGUGCUGGGACAAGGCGGGAGUGAAAUGGACGAGCACCGGAUUUCUCCUCUCCUGAGAUCAGGGUCCAGCUCUGGGCACAAACAAAAUCAAUUCAGGAAUCUGGCACCAGCCUCUGGUGGACACUGGUCCACAUCCCAAGUGCCGGUGGCAUUCGAGGACGUUGCGGUCUAUUUCUCCCUGGAGGAGUGGGCAGCGUUGGCCAAAUGGCAGAGGGAGUUGUACCGGGAUGUGAUGAAGGAGAAUUACGAGCUGGUGGCUUCAUUGGGGCAUCCUGCUGUCAAACCUGAGAUCAUCUGCCAGAUGGAGCGAGGGGAAGAGCCAUGUGUGGGGAAUCUCUGGGGCUGGAAAAACAGAAGCACAGCCCAGAAGCCCUGCUCAGCAGAUGGUGAGAUGAAGGAUGAUGAUGAGGAAGGUACUAGAACCCUGGAUCUUCCCAAGACAUCCCCAGGACAGACCGGAGGGGACCUCCACCAGCACUCCAGGAAAAAGCAAAGAUGCAAGAGUCAGAGCAAAUCACAAAAGCAGCAGAGAAAUGUCAUGCAAAAAAAACUCCUGCCCCUCCCCAGGCCCCAGAAAACACUGCUACAGAGACAGGAUGCAGAGCAGAGACAGGACAGCCAGCAGGAUCAGACACACCUGACUGCCCAGCAGGGAGAGCCCACAGGGAGGAAACCAUUCACAUGCCCUGAAUGCGGAAGGAGCUGUGUGACAAAGGGCAACCUCAAAAUGCACCAUCGAGUGCACACGGGGCAGGGGCUGUUUCCCUGCAGCCAGUGCGGGAAAUGCUUCACCACCAAGGGCAACCUCAAAAUGCACCAGCGGAUCCACACGGGGGAGCGGCCCUUCGUGUGCACCGAGUGCGGCCAGGGCUUCGUUCAGAACAAAUUUCUGAAACUGCACAAGAGGCUGCACACGGGAGAACAUCCGUUCCCCUGCCCUGAAUGCGGGAAACGCUUCAUCAGCAAGGCCAUUCUGAAGCUGCAUGGCAGGACACACGGCAGGGAGCGGCUGUUCCCGUGCACUGAGUGUGGGAAACGUUUCACCAGGAAAGACAUCCUCAAACUGCACCAGAGGGUGCACACGGGGGAGCGGCCUUUCCAGUGUGCAGAGUGUGGGAAGAGCUUCACUCAGAAGGUGAAUCUCCUGACACACCAGCGGCGCCACACGGGGGAGCGCCCGUUCGCCUGCUGUCAGUGCGGGAAGAGCUUUGCCCAGAAGGCCACACUCAACACACACCAGAAAAGCCACGUGCGUGAGAGGCGCUUUGCAUGUGCUGAAUGCAAGGAGAGCUUUGUCUCCAACAGGGACCUCACGAUGCACCAGAGGAUCCACACCAGGGAGCGCUCAUACAUGUGCAGCCAGUGUGGGAAAUGCUUCACGCAGCCAGGCAACCUCCUGACGCACCAGCGAGUGCACACGGGGGAGCGGCCGUUCACCUGCACCCAGUGCGAGAAAAGCUUCACCACCAACGGCAACCUCAAAAUGCACCAGCGGAUCCACACGGUGGAGAGGCCCUUCACAUGUACUGUGUGUGGAAAGGGCUUCACCACCAAGGGGACGCUGCAAAAACACCAGAGUUCACACGAGGUGGAAGCAGCUCGCGUGUGCCAGCCCGAAUCUGGAAGGGCUUUCCCAGCCUGUACUCCAGCAAGACUCCCACUGACGCAGGAAUGACCACACUGGAUCAGACCCAAGGUCCCACCAGCCCAGCUGCUCUGACAGUGAGCAGCAUCAGAUGCAUCGGAGGAAGGUGUAAGAAUUGCACACUAGGCAAAUGUAGGAUAAUCUGCCCCCCGACUCCUGGCCAGUAUUAGGUCUCCUCCUAAUCAUUAGAAAGUUGCUUAAACCCUGAAGUACAAGGUUUAAUAUCCCUUCAAAAUAUCUGUUAGCAUUAAUUAUAACUCUGGAUAUCUUUGUUCAAUAAAUGUUUUUAACCUUUUCUAAAUUCUUGCCCUUAACAGCAUCCUGCGGUAAUGAGUUCCACAGUUUAAUUGCACCCUGUGUGAAAGUCUUUCCUUUUUAUCAGUUUUCAAUUUGCCACUUUUUAAUUCCUUUGAAUGUCCCUUUUUAUGUUAUGACAAAGGGAGAACAGAACAGGGUGCAGCUAGCGACCCAGCACAUCACCAUGGAACUGCCCACAAAGAGCACAAGACUCGCUUUGUAGCAAAGGCACCUGGCCAGGUUUAUUGUCGACGAAGCAUGAUCCUAGCUCCCCGGAUCAGUGUCUAUAGGUACACUAGCACAUGUAUGCCCAUAACAGUGGACCAGCUCAGUGAGCGGCAGGACUUUCCAUUCCCCCCUCGGCUGGCCAAAGACACACCUUCUGUGACCCGUCUUUUAUACACUGAUACAAACCAGUUACGUAUUGCCCCUCCGACGUGAUUAGUGACUACGCUUUACCUUGUACAUCAGACAUUUCUGCCCAUCACCCUGUCAUCCUGUCCUUCUCUUUAGAAGGAGAUCAGUGUGUCCUUGUAUCAUCUUAAGGGAGUGCGUUUACACCACAACCCUGUUGUGAUGAACUAGGAAUGUUCUUAAUAUUUUCUCUGAAUACUGUGUUGGUGCCUCAGUGUCCCCA